CCCAGCCGACUGCCCACACCCACUGAAUUUGACGAUUCAAAACGCCCUGAAGAUCGCAUUUACGUAUCCUACCCUCACAACUUUCUGCUUUCAGUUUAAUUCAGGUCCGUUCUUUUUAAACCAGAAGAACUGUCGGAUACGUUUUCACCUCGAGCUGAAAGUGAAGUGUUUUGGCACCAUGGCAGCAGUGGGCAAUCGUGGAGUUGUGACAGAAGCAGCUGGAUUUAAGGCAGAGGAGGAUGUCCAAAAACUGAGGGCAGCCAUGAAAGGAGUGGGCACCGACGAGUCCGGCAUAAUCGAGGUCUUGGCGCACCGUACCAUCGCCCAGAGACAGCUGAUCAAGCAGGCCUAUAAGCAGAGUGUGGGGAAGGAGCUGGCUGAUGACCUGCAGUCUGAGCUGACGGGUAAUUUUGAGUCGGUGGUGUUGGGGUUGCUGAAGCUGGCCCCCAAGUAUGAUGUCGACGAACUGAGGACCGCCAUGAAGGGAGCUGGGACUGAGGAAGCCUGCCUCAUUGACAUCCUGGCCUCCAGAACUAAUGCAGAGAUCAAAACCAUCACUGCUUGUUAUAACAAAGACCAAGAGAGGAACCUGGAGGAAGACAUCUGCAGUGACACUUCCGGAAUGUUCCAGAGGGUCCUGGUCUCUCUGCUCACGGCAGGGCGAGAUGAAAGCAAUAAAGUGGACCAGGCCCUGGCAGUGCAGGAUGCCAAGGAUCUGUUUGAGGCUGGAGAGGCCCGGUGGGGGACAGAUGAGGUCAAGUUCCUCACCGUGCUGUGUGUGAGAAACCGGGAACACCUGCUCCAAGUGUUCCAGGAGUAUCAGAAGCUGUCCGGCCGGGACAUCGAGGCCAGCAUUAAGAGGGAGAUGUCUGGGUCUCUGGAGGACGCCUUCCUGGCCAUAGUGAAGUGCAUUAGAAGCAAGCCAGCUUUCUUUGCUGAGCGCCUGUAUAAAUCCAUGAAGGGUCUUGGCACCACGGACACUGUGCUCAUUAGAGUCAUGGUGGCCCGGGCUGAGAUUGACAUGCUGGACAUCAAAGCCGAGUUUCUCAAGAUGUACGGCAAGACGCUGCACUCCUUCAUCAAGGGCGACACCUCUGGCGACUACCGCAAAAUCCUGCUGGAGCUCUGCGGGGGGGAGUAGAGGGCUGAGCAUGGCGCUGAACCUAUGACAUCAUCAGUGUGUUCCAACUCCGCAGCUCCCCGUAACACCUCUGUUCGCACUCUAUGUUUGUAUGGAGAGGAUUGAAAGUGCUUUUUUUUCCACAAUUUGUAAUUUUGAUUAAAUCUUUUAAACAAUUAAAUGUUUUGUUCUAA
This is a messenger RNA of Conger conger (European conger), 1314 nucleotides long. Its product is annotated as annexin A4-like. Bases 179 to 1141 code for a protein of 320 amino acids. The transcript has 13 exons. Gene Ontology annotation, molecular function: calcium ion binding; calcium-dependent phospholipid binding. The record is from RefSeq and is a predicted model, not a curated record. Gene Ontology annotation, cellular component: cytoplasm. Lineage: Eukaryota; Metazoa; Chordata; Actinopteri; Anguilliformes; Congridae.